CCCUCCACUCGUAGCCCCGAGAGGAAGAUGAGUAACCCGCAGCUAGGACUGCUAAAUCAUGGCAACGUUCAUGGAACGGUUAGCUUUUCUGCAGAAAGUGCCAACCCUGAUGAAGGCUACAGCAGAUGAUGAAAACCCCUGUCCUGGCUACCUGUUCCAAGAGAUUGGAAAAAUCUCUCAUGAGUCUUCAGGUUGUGGUCAGUGUUUGUUAGAAUACCUGCUGGAGAGGCUACAAGUGGAGUCCUGUCAUGUCAAACUUAAGGUGCUGAAGAUCUUUGUCCAUCUCUGUGGUCAUGGCUCAAAUUAUUUCCUCACAGAACUCAGACGGAACUCCACCUUCAUCCAGCAAGCAUCAGUUUACAGUGGGCCUCCUGAUCCCAUCCACGGCACAGCGCUGUACCAGAAAGUUAGGAAUACAGCACAGGAAGUAGCCCGGUUACUUUUCACAGAUGCAAUUUCCACUAGAAGUGGCAUCUCUCCGCUCAGCCUUGCUCCCCCAACAAUGGGUAUGGGAUCGGCAUCUUCCCACAGGUCAGGAAUGCAGGGAUUUGGAUACAGUCCAGGGAAACAGGCGACAGUAGGCAGCGACUCAAUACUGGAUAAGAUCCAGAAAGCUGCUGAGGUAGUGGCCAGUGCUGUCCUCCCCCCGACUGAGCACCAGGGCAUCCGUCUCCAUGACAACCAUUACCGGGCCGUGGUGGCGCCUUCUGCACCCAUAGAGGUGGCCGUGCCAGCGUGUGCCUACAACCUGCCUGCUUGUGGACCAAAAGCAGUGACCAAGCGGUGUCCAGGGCAGGUAGGAGGCGGCUGGGAGGAGACGGACAGCGGCAACAGCUCCUCUCACAACUCCUCUCAGGACAUCGCUGCCAACAGCAGGGCGUCUGUGGGCAGCAAGUCAGCUGGAACAGGGAGCCAAUCAGGGGCCAGCAGAGAGAGCAGUGGGGACCUAUCAGAACGGGUGGAAGCCCUGCAGUUGGGGGACUGUGGUCAGGAGACGGCCCUCAUCAACAGACUGACUGAAGGCUCCAGAGUUUUCCUGUCCAGAGAGGAGAGCCAAGUCUUCAUCAAAGAAUGCUUCAUUCUUAACUGUGAGGUCGUGGUUGAGCUACUCUCAAGCAAGCUUCAAGAUCCUUCAUAUACCGUUAAGAUGCGGGCUCUGUGUGCGGUCGCAUGCCUCAUGACUUCUGACCUCCUGUCUUUGGAACAAAUGUUUGGAGCUACACAGCGUAGACUUCGCCAGCUGAGUGACGGGCCUCCAGGACCCGUGGCAAACAAAGCCACCAAGAUCUUGCGACAAUUUGAGGCUCUGAUGGGCGGACCUCCACCUUCUAGCAGGCAGGAUGCAGUGAACAGUAACCAUCAACCAACGAUUAAUCACACAUCUACAUACUCUGACGGUUUAGUACCAAAACACUCGGCUGAAAACCUGCAACUUUAUCAGCCUGACAGCUCACCUGCAGAUGUCACCUCGCUGCCAAAUCGUCCAUGUUCCCCCUCUAGUCUGGACCAGAGCUGCUCCACAGGGGAGCUGAUGGAAGACGGUAAUGAGGAGCGAGAAUUAGUGGAAAAUCAGGUGCAGCCAGUCAGGACUGCUGAGGUUAAACCGAUUACAGAAGAUCCACAGGUUAUCAGAGACAAAAGCCCCCCUCCGUCAUGCGAGGCCCAGAGCGAUGUGGCCCAUCGGAGCAGACUGUCCCUGUUCAGAGGCAUGGAGCUGGUGACCAAAGGGAGGCCGCUGCUCGAAAGGGAAACCUCCCAAACAGAGUCGGACAAAACAGAAGGCAACUUAAGGGAAAACCAAACUGUGCAGGACUCUGACUGUUCAGUGAACUCAUCUACGACUUGCAUAGAAACCACCGAGGACGCUCCCUCGAUUUGCAAUUCCGUCGCAUCUACUAGCAGUCAGGCAGUUUCAGCUUUCUCAUUUCUCAACUUUUGACCGCUGACCAACCUUUUAGAGCCGCAACUUUAAACCAAUGAUGUCAUCGUGUGUAUCCUUUGAGAAAUCUGUUUAACUUUAAACCAAGAUCCGACCUGUUAGGUUGUAACUAUAUAUAGAAAGCAGAUUAACAUUCUGUUUGGUUUUUCUCUUAUCUGUGUGCCUCCUCAGAAGCCGGUUUUUAGCAGCCAAAUGGGUCAUGAGAGGGAGAUUUAGAACUCAUUUAAACUGCACCAGAGCAGUCCACUGUCAGUAUGAGAAGCCCUGAAACUGUUAUUUAAGGGACUCUGUUGAUAGUUGGCUGAGGUUUCAUUUCGUGACAGUAUUUAACACGUAUGGUUGUCUUGAACUAGAGGUUAUUAUUCUGCCUUACAAAGUCAGAGAACAGUAACUACAAGAGCAGUGAGAUAAAUGGCUUAAAGGCUUUUAUCCAAAACUGUAGCCAUUAUGGUGUAAAACCUCAAUUUUAAACUUUCUAAAAACCAAUUAAUUAUCAUCUUUUAUUUAAAGAAUUCAAGUAUAAUAUGGUGGCUAUGAGAAAAAUAGUAAAAAAACAAACAAAAAAACAGCAUUUUACUGUAGUCCGAGGCGGCUAGUUUAUGUCAUGCAACUGUUGCAUUAUUUAUAAACCUGUUUACUAAAAUGUUGGAGCCUGUAGUGUAUUGUAAUUCAGUGCACUUACUAAAGUACUGUACUCAAGAACACAUUUGAGGUGAUUGUUCUUGACCGGAGUCUUUUCAUGACUACAUUUAUCCGACAUCUCAUUACCUUGCAGUAACUGAACAUGUGCAGAGAUUAUAAAAUGAUCUUGUUUUUUUUUAAAGUAAGCUACCCAACAGGUUUUACAAGUACAGCUGAAGUGAAAUUAUUAGUUGAUUGAUCAACUAGUCACUGUAGAAUUUUUACAAAUGAAAUAAUCAGUCGAUUAAUGGAGAAAAUAAUUAGUACAUUAAUAAACAAUGAAAAUAAUCAUUAGUUGCAAUAAUGUAAAAAAUUGUUCAAAAUGAGUUCCACUGUAAAAUUCAUGCAUAAGUAAAGAUAAUUUGAUUAUAUAAUAAGUUUUUUACUGCUUCAAGCACUUUUUCUUUUAACAUUCUAGGUACAUUUUGCAAUAAUACUUUUAAAUGUUUACCUAAUUUUCAGUGCAGAACUUUGACUUUUGACAGUAUUUUUACUGAGAUAGAGAACGUGAGUUCCUGGUUGGAGCAUCAAAAUAGAAGAAACAGAAAAAAGUUUGCUUGAGCUGAGGCCUUUUCUCCAGCUAGUAGUAACUAGCAGUUGUAGGAUUGUUCAAAUGUUUAUUUAUUCUCUUUACUCACAAAAAUGACACACUUCUGUGGCAUAUUCAUGUCUAUAGCGUUAAGUAAAACGUCAGAUUCAUGUAUGAUCUCAUGAUCAAAUGUGUAGAUGCUGCGUUUUGGCUUUGUAAGGCAGCACUGAAGGUCGCUUUAUCUCAGGAUUUCUUUUAAGUAACAACUUAAACCUCUGCAGCACGUCCUGAACCUCUGAGGGAGAGACCCUCAAUUUGUAAUUUUGCACUACAGUUGCUUUUCUUAUGAAGUCAAACCUAAAAUGAGAGUUGUCUUCCAUUAUUUUUGGUACUAAGCUAUUAUGUCAGUGUAAAUGUUAUGAGUCUUACUUUACAAAUUAUUUAUUAAGUCUAACCUGUAUUGAUUGAAGUGUACCCAUGAGAGUUAUAGAGUGCAUGAAUAAAAACUGAUGGGGGGGACGAAUGCAGGAAUUAAUUAUUGACAUACUCUGUGUGCAUAAUUAAUAUAUGGAACUGUGUGUGAUAAAACAUCUGCAGUAGGCAUACUGCAAAUAUCUGCAACUUAGUAAGUGGUUUCUCAAGUCAUCAAAGGAUAUUGCCUUCGCUGUUUCUUUGGUUACGUACUGCACUGCAGUGUUGACUACUGAACAAAACACAAACUACACACCCAAAUGGUAAUCCACCCUGCUGGUACUAUAAUGAACACCACUGAUGUAUUUUGUUUCAGUGAACACAAGGCAUGCUGUUCAACAUGCUGAAAAACAAUAAAACCCGCUGUAUUUUUGUAACAGCACCAACUA
Molecule: messenger RNA, 4009 nt
Organism: Amphiprion ocellaris (clown anemonefish)
Lineage: Eukaryota; Metazoa; Chordata; Actinopteri; Pomacentridae
Gene: tepsin
Product: TEPSIN adaptor related protein complex 4 accessory protein
Exons: 13
Coding region: 59-1939 (626 amino acids)
Cellular component (GO): trans-Golgi network membrane
Source: RefSeq, a predicted model, not a curated record